This is a messenger RNA of Psylliodes chrysocephalus, 847 nucleotides long. The record is from the annotation of a GenBank genome assembly. NCBI's taxonomy places the organism in Eukaryota, Metazoa, Arthropoda, Insecta, Coleoptera, Chrysomelidae.
GUUAAAUUUUAACAUAUUCGUUAUAGAAUUACCACUAUUACCUUUUUUCUAUUUUUACUUUUUUUAUUCGAUAUGAGCAUAGAUUGAUAUGAGUGAAAAGAGUAAUAGGAUUCUACAUUAAGAGCUCGAACUCAGUAGGAUCAAAAAGAAUUUCCGAACUCAGCUCAUGUCUAAUGUCACAACUGUCUUAAAUCACAACAAUUUUUGACAAGGCUUUUUAAACAUUUAAAUUUUGUUUAUAAAGUUAAAGUUCAUUUUUUAAUUAUGGUUGUUAAUGGUAAUAAUAAACUAGCGGAGGAUUUAGAGCGACAAGAACUUGAGGCCCCUAAUGGAGUUCCUUCACCUCAAGUAUAUCAACAACUUUUAGCCAUUUAUCUCUACCAGAAUGAUUUAUGCAAUGCAAAAUAUCUGUGGAAACGAAUUCCCCCAACUGUAAAAGCAUCAACCCCAGAACUUGUUAAUAUCUGGGCUGUAGGUCAGAGUAUGUGGACUAGAGAUUUCCCAGCAAUAUACAAGGCCCUAAAUGCCGUAACUUGGUCUGAUACAGUAGCUGAAAUUAUGAAACAAGUUCAAGAGGUUGUCCGAGCGAGAGCUGUAGAUUUAAUAUCUCAAGCAUACUCAUCCAUAAGCUUGGAGGCAGUGUCAGCGAUGACGGGAUUGUCUCCAGAAGUCUGUAUACCUGCCUGUGCUGAAAGAGGCUGGAAUUUUGAUGCAGAUACCAAAAUGAUACGUCCUAUUAGACAAGUUAUUGAACAUUUAGGCCAGACUAGUAGUGAAGAUCAACUGUCUAAAUUGACUGAUUUUGUGUCUUUUCUAGAGAAUUGAAGUCUAUUAGGUUUUGUGUUAG